AUGUCUUUCGACGAUAUUACCGACCAAUUCAUUACAUACGAGAGUCGAUUGGCUUCUUUUCAGAAAAACUCCAAAAAGCGAGGAUCUGCAGCGAGUGGACGGGGCAUUAAAGCUCUCAACUGGCCUCACAAGACCAUUACACCCGAUAGCCUUGCUCGCGCUGGACUCUUCUUCAACCCAACACCACAGAACCCCGAUAAUGCGCAAUGUUUCCUGUGUCACAAGGGCCUUGACGGCUGGGAAGCCAACGACGACCCCCUUGUCGAGCAUCUGACGCAUGCUCCCGAAUGCGGCUGGGCAGUUGUCGCUGCGAUCGAAUCCAACGUGGGAGAUUUUGCGCAACAAGCCCCAGACCAGCCGUACAUGAAGGAAGCUCGAAAAGCAACGUUUGCUGGCAGAUGGCCCCACGAUACUAAAAAGGGAUGGAAAUGUAAAACCAAGCAGCUGGUCGACGCCGGUUGGAAGUACACGCCAACUGAAGAGUCGGAUGAUAUGGCUACCUGCACCUACUGCCAACUCGCUCUCGACGGUUGGGAACCCACCGACAAGCCUCUCGACGAGCACUACAGCCGAUCUCCUAAUUGUCCAUUCUUCAUUCUACUACAAGCCAAGAAAUCGAGCAAAACCAAAGCUGCGCGCGCAUCUAAAGCGUCGCGUUUAUCUGUCCAAUCCGUUGCGACCGUUGCUUCAGAAGCCCCUUCAAUGAAUGAGUCAACAGCUGCUAUAGAUGAUAGCGUUAUGACAACGAGCUCCACUGCAACAGGCGGAAAGAAGACAAAAGCACGUAAAGCGACAGCCAAGGGACGAAAAACAAAGGCAAAAAAGGAAGCAUCAAUCGAGGAUGCCGAUGCGUCGCUGCAAGAUGAAGAGCCAUCUAAGCUUUCCCGAGGGAGGAAGCGGGACAGCUCAGCGGUGGAAGAUGUCAGCAUGGCCGUUUCAGAUGCUCCACCAGGCAAGAAGCGCGCGAUGCGUGCUGUCAACGAGUCUACAGUAGUACAAGAUGAAGACUCAGAUAUGGCCGAAGUUUCUGCUCCUAAGAAGAGCAGUAAAAAGAAGACGACCCGAAAGCCUGCAGCUAAAUCGUCACAUGAUGUCUCUACAGCGUCUGUCACGGAAGAGGUGGCACCAGCAGGCUACGAAGCAACCCCCGGAACGUUCCCAGACGAUGAUGAAAUCGAACGACAGCUGGAAGCUGACCUGGAGAACCAACUUACUGAAGAUGAGGAGUUGACGUUUGAUUCUGAUUCUGAGAGACGCCAGAAGAAAGAGAAGACGUCAAAGACGUCACUGGCCAGGACUGAGCAGCAGGAGUAUUCACGCGACUAUGCUAUGCUAAAUCCUGAACCUAUUGAGCCGGAUGAGGACGAAAUCGAUGAUGAUCUCAAGGCUCUACAAGCUGAGAUGGAAGUGAGCAACACCGAACCAGACCCAAAACACGAGCCGCAACCAGAGUCAGACGCAGAACCUGAAGCUGGGCCUCAAGAGCUGCAGAUUCCAAAGAAGGGCCGAAAAGCCGACACCAAAAAAGCAUCUAAACAGACAAAGCCGAAGAAAACAAAAGCUGCGCUAGAGGUGGACGAGGAAGAUGAUGCUGAAACAGAGGCACAAGCACACGAAGACAGUGUUGCCAGCACUGAUACUGUUGUCAAGAAGUCAGCAGCAGCUCGCUCAAGCACUGCCAAGCGAGGUCGAGGACGUCCUUCUAAAGCAUCUCUCGCCUCUCGUGCUUCUGCAAACGAAAUCGAGCUGGUAGAAGCCCCAACAGAAACCACCACUCAAGCCGCCGAAGAGCCACCCGUGAAGCGAGGCCGUGGUAGACCUUCCAAAGUGUCAUUGGCAUCCCGACCUUCUGUUGGUGCAGAUGAGAGUCGAUUGAGUGACGCGCCCCCUAAACGUGGUCGUGGUCGUCCGUCAAAGAAGUCGCUGGAGGCUCGAAAGUCACUGGAAGCCGCGGCUAGCCAAGAGCCAACCCAACCAUUUAGCCAGCCCGUGGAAGAUCGCAUGCAGGAAGAUGUCGAGAUUUAUGCUUCCGAAGAGCCUGUUCGUCGUGCUGCAUCUGUGGAGUCAGCACAACAAUCGCCUAUGCCAUCAUCCCCGCCGCCCAGCGCAGCUCAUCCGGCUAACCCGCCUUCUACCCCUGGAAGAGUCAUUUCCCCUGCCCCUUCAGCCCGACAAGCAGCUAUCUCCCCUUCUCAAUCGCCUCAGGCCUCGGAUGCCGAGAACGAACCACCAUCAUCAAGACCCACGUCCGGUGCCAACCCCAAGAGAGUGGCAUUGGCGCCUGUCAUCACUACACCUACCCGUACAUCGCCUUCUAAGCUCUCGCCAUCCAAACGCAACGUAAUCGCAGGACUUCGUAGCACUGCCCCAUGGACGGAGUUGGAUCUGGAUACCGUUUUUGGAACACCACUCAAGGACUCAGAUAAGGAGAAUGGCCUGGAAAGGUAUCUUAAGCAGGGCCAGACCUUAACAUCACCGGAGAAGCAGAUGACAGUGCAGGAGUGGAUCUACCACAACGCUUCAGAGGCUGAGAAGCAGCUGAAGCACGAAUGUGAGGCCAUAGUCAACCGGUUCGAAAGCGAAGGCUCAAGGGCCAUGCACGUACUGGAAGGAUUGGUUGUGGAAUGA
Molecule: messenger RNA, 2628 nt
Organism: Fusarium poae
Lineage: Eukaryota; Fungi; Ascomycota; Sordariomycetes; Hypocreales; Nectriaceae
Exons: 3
Coding region: 1-2628 (875 amino acids)
Molecular function (GO): DNA binding
Source: RefSeq, a predicted model, not a curated record